CGUAAAUAAAGCAAGUGAAAAUAUAAAAUAAUAAGAAAAAGACAGACACAGUUAGAUUGCAUAGUUACCAUAACCUACAAAAGUUGAAAAUGUUUGAAGAAACAAAUUCAAGCACAGAAAUUAAAAUUGAACCGAUCGAAUAUCCUCAAGUUAAACAAGAACUUGAAGAUUAUGAAAAUACAACAGGUAUUUGUAUGGAGAAUGAUGAAAUUUGUCCACAGCAAUUUCUAAUAUCAGAGGUUACAGUUGAGGAGGAUAUAAAGCAAGAAAUCAUCGAUGAGCAAGAUUUUAAACAUGAUCCUCAAGUGAAACAAGAAGUUAAUCAUUAUGAUUAUACUUCAGAUAUGAGUAUUGAGAAUGAUGAAAUAUGCCUACAGGAAUUUCUAAAAUCUGAGGUUACGAUUGAUGAAGAAAUGAAGCAAGAAAAGAUCGAUGGACAAUAUGCUGCGCCUAAUACAAGUUUAAAUGAGAAAACUUACAUAUUCAACGAAAACAUUGGUGAUUCAAGUAAUAUGAACAAAUCAUUUGAAAGUGUAUCUGAAACAUGUAAAAUAAACGAUAAUCUAAAACCACAUAAAUGUAAAUUUUGUCAUAAAACAUUCAAAAGAAAGUAUCAUUUAAAGCAUCAUGAAAUAAUUCACACUGGAGAACGUCCACAUAAGUGUGAAAUAUGUCAUAAAGCAUUCAAAGAAAGGUGUCAUUUAAAACGACAUAAAAUGAUUCACACUGGAGAAUUUCCUUACAGUUGUGAAAUAUGUCCUAAAGCAUUCAGACAAAAGCGGCAUUUAAAAGACCAUAAAACAAUUCACACUGGAGAAAUACCUCAUACGUGCAAUAUAUGCAAUAAAACAUUCACAUCAAAGCAAUACCGAGAAACACAUGAAAAUUCUCACACCGGAGUGAAUCCUUGUGAAAUAUGCAAUAAAUCAUUUGCAACAAAACUAUCAUUAAGUCGACAUAAAAUGUAUCAUACAGAAGAACGACCUUACAGUUGUGAAAUUUGCAAUAAAGCAUUUGCAAUAAAAGAUGUAUUAAGACAACAUUUAAUAAGAGUACAUGAUGUAAGAAAUGUGUAAGAAAACAUUAAAAAAAAGUUUUGAAUUUGCCGGAAACUAG
Ctenocephalides felis (cat flea) is the source of this 1116-nucleotide messenger RNA. RefSeq names its product zinc finger protein 570-like. Bases 90 to 1076 code for a protein of 328 amino acids. Gene Ontology annotation, molecular function: DNA-binding transcription factor activity, RNA polymerase II-specific; RNA polymerase II cis-regulatory region sequence-specific DNA binding. The record is from RefSeq and is a predicted model, not a curated record. Gene Ontology annotation, biological process: regulation of transcription by RNA polymerase II. NCBI's taxonomy places the organism in Eukaryota, Metazoa, Arthropoda, Insecta, Siphonaptera, Pulicidae. Gene Ontology annotation, cellular component: nucleus. The transcript is spliced from 2 exons.